AUGGAGAAAGCUAAUCAUCAAGACAAAGGAAAAAAGAUUGUAGAGGAUGUAAGUGUAGACUUAAAAUUAGAUCUUCCGAUGGAGACUCAAAUGGAGUACUGGAGGCAAAGGAAUUUGUUGCCGCCUAUGGAUACUGAAAUGGAGUGGAGGCAACAAAAUUAUCCAUUUUCUUUGACCAGGACAUCUUCUUUGCCGAGGGAUAUUGAAAUCGAGUGGAGGAAAAGGUUGGAGGCUGAAAUGGCUUGGAGGCGAAGAAUGGAUACUGAAAUUGAGUCGAGGAAUAGGUUAGAGGCUGAAAUGGAUUGGAGGCGAAGAAUGGAGACUGAAAUUGAGUGCAGGCGUAGAAUGGAGACUGAUACGGAAUGGAGGCAAAUCAGUGGUCCAUUUUCUGUGACGAGGGCAGCUUCCAUGCCGCCAAUGGAGACUCAAACAGAAUGGGGGAAAAUGAGUGAUCCAUUUUAUGUUAAUAGGAAGGCUUCGUUGCCUCCAAUGGAGACUGGGAUGGACUUGAAGGAAAGGAGGGACCUCCAGACACAGACGCGUGGGGACACGCAGCAGAAUAGAUGGGAUAAACUAAAGAAUGUUAUAGUUGUUGAGGAAAAUGAAGGGAAUGGAACCUCUUCUUUGCCGUCACCUAGUGGAUCUGGAUCUGUAGGAAGUUUUGGUUUAGCUAGAACUAGUUCUCAAACUCAACAACACCUACCUAAUCAAGUUGAUGGAACUUUCAUUGAAGGUGCAUCUGGUAGUUCUAAUGCGAUACCUCUAGUCAGUGGCACAUUGGAGCAAAUGCAGCAUCUGGUAUUAGCAGCCAUUGAAGCUACUAAUGAGCAAUCACCCAACUUUUCGACAAAAGAGGGACUCAGAAAAUUCUUGCUCAAAAUGCCUGGUGUUUCCACUAAAGGUGAUGGACCAAAUGGAAAGAAGACUGAAGGAUUUUUAUACGCAUAUAAGAGGGGAGGAGAAGUGAAGAUUGUUUGUAUUUGUCAUGGUUAUUUUCUGUCACCAGCCAAAUUUGUUAAACAUGCUGGUGGAGGUGAUGUUGAAAACCCUUUAAGGCUUAUAAAUGUCGAUCCUAAUUAA
This is a messenger RNA of Solanum lycopersicum (tomato), 1080 nucleotides long. Its product is annotated as ninja-family protein AFP3-like. The record is from RefSeq and is a predicted model, not a curated record. Gene Ontology annotation, biological process: signal transduction; negative regulation of DNA-templated transcription. NCBI's taxonomy places the organism in Eukaryota, Viridiplantae, Streptophyta, Magnoliopsida, Solanales, Solanaceae. Gene Ontology annotation, cellular component: nucleus.